CAACGAGACGAGGGACUGACUCGUUGGCGGUCUUGUUGAGAGAGCGAGAGGGAGAGCGGGAGAGCGGGGAGAGAGUGAGAGAGGCAGUAUGGGGAGCUCCAACGCAGGCGGCCGGAGGGACAGCUCCAGUGACGACGAGGGCGUCGGCGAGGAGAGCGAUGGCUCGGGUUCUCCCGUCUUCUCUGAGGGAGAGAAGGUUCUGGCCUACCACGGCCCCCGCAUAUACGAGGCCAAGGUUCAAAAGGCAGAGAUUCGGAAGAAGGAAUGGAAGUAUUUUGUCCAUUACCAUGGUUGGAACAAAAACUGGGAUGAAUGGGUUAGUGCUGAUCGACUGAUGAAGUUUAAUGAUGAGAACGUUCGCAAGCAGCGAACACUGUUGAAAAAGCAGGGUGUUGAUAACCCUAAGACAGGUCGCACAACACAUCCAAAGCCUAAGAUUUCAAUAGGUGCUAAGGCUGAGAAAGAGGAUCCAAGGAACCAUGCAGCAAAAGGGAAGAAAAGGAAAAGCAUUUCUGCUGUUGAGGGAAAGGAGACUGGAAUACCUGAAAAGCUUGUGAAGAUUCAAUUUCCUUCCACUUUGCAGAAGCAGUUGGUUGAUGAUUGGAAGUUUGUCACACAGCUGGGUAAGCUUGUUAAACUUCCUCGCGUGCCAAAUGUGGAUGACAUUUUGAAAAUCUAUCUUGAGCACCAGACAAAGAAAGAUGGCAUGAUUGCUGAAUCAGUUGGGGAAAUAUUAAGUGGUCUACGGUGUUACUUUGAUAAAGCAUUGCCAGUGAUGCUCUUAUACAAGCAAGAAAGACAGCAAUAUCAAGAGGCAAUUUCCGAGGACAGUAACAUCUCUCCUUCAACAAUAUAUGGAGCUGAACAUUUGCUGCGUCUCUUUGUGAAGCUGCCUGAACUAUUGGCAUAUGUUAACAUGGACGAGGAGACAAUGGCACAGUUACAGAAAAAGUUGCUUGAAUUCCUCAAGUUUCUGCAGAAGAAGCAGAGCACCUUUUUUGUUUCUACUUAUGAUGGCCCUAGAUAUCUUGGAGAUGCUGAGAACAAGGAGCAAAACACCUCAUCAUGAUGUGUCUAACGUACCACAACCAUGUUGAUCAGACUUCCAAGGCUGCAGGUCGAAGGCAAGUGCCAACGGACAACUGCUGGAAGAUAGAGUUCAGUUCGCUUUUGCUCUUUCCAAGUAUGCUGCGCCCCCUGCACCGGGAAUGUAAUUUCUUACUUUGUAACACUAGACUUCAUAUCUACUCUAUACCUUUCAUUCUUCAAGGGAUGGCUAUGCCGCAAAUGUAAACUAUCAUAGUGCCAAUGUAUCAUCAAUAGGGAGCAUUUCAGUGAUUAUUGUACACCGUAUUUUUUUGGGUCUC
Messenger RNA from Nymphaea colorata (pocket water lily), 1367 nucleotides. RefSeq names its product protein MRG1. Gene Ontology annotation, biological process: regulation of DNA-templated transcription; chromatin organization. The record is from RefSeq and is a predicted model, not a curated record. The transcript is spliced from 11 exons. Gene Ontology annotation, cellular component: histone acetyltransferase complex; nucleus. Bases 89 to 1069 code for a protein of 326 amino acids. NCBI's taxonomy places the organism in Eukaryota, Viridiplantae, Streptophyta, Magnoliopsida, Nymphaeales, Nymphaeaceae.